Molecule: messenger RNA, 3842 nt
Organism: Effrenium voratum
Lineage: Eukaryota; Dinophyceae; Suessiales; Symbiodiniaceae
Source: the annotation of a GenBank genome assembly
GCAAACAGUGCUGACCAUUUUGGCCGUUUUUGGCCUUCGGAUUGCAAGAGGAAUCGGCGCAUGGUGUCUGCCGCAUUGCGCUGAGCGAUGUUCGUCUACCUGAGCAAGAAGAUCGCCAUACCACACCAGCUGGCAUUGCAGGUGGUCUCCUGGAAUUCCGCUCAAGGAUGGAUUGCUUGUGGUGGUGAGAGUGGCCUGCUCAAGGUGCUGAAGUUGGAGUCCUCCGAUGGCCAAAAGGCGGCGGCCGGGCAGAGCAACCUCUCAAUGAACCAGACCUUGGAAGGUCACCAAGGCACUAUCAUGGUCAUCACCUGGAAUGAAAACUUCCGGAAGUUGACCACGAGCGACCAGAAUGGUCUCAUCAUUGUUUGGAUGCUGCACAGAGGGAUAUGGUUCGAGGAGAUGAUUAACAAUCGCAACAGAAGUGUGGUGCGGGACAUGAAGUGGAGUGCUGAUUGCCAGAAGAUCUGCAUCAUCUACGAAGAUGGCGCUGUGAUCGUUGGCACUGUAGAUGGACAAAGGCUGUGGGGCAAGGAGGUGAAGACGCAGCUGGCGUUUGUGGAGUGGUCCCCGGACGGCAAGAACAUCUUGUUCUGCACCCUCAACGGCGAGGUGCAUGUUUACGACAACGAAGGCAUCUAUUCACACAAGGUGCCCAUCUACUGCCUAGACAGCGGUACCGAGGGUACCGUGGCCAUUGCGGGCAUCGACUGGUUUGCGGGGCCCAGCGGACCUGACAACCAGACCCCGGCGCUCUGCCUGGGCUUCGAGAACGGCCGGGUGCAGAUCAUGCGAAGUGAUGCAGACGACAAGCCGGUUUUGCUGGACACACAGCUGCGCUGCACCGGCCUGAAGUGGGACCCCAAUGGCUCAGUGGUAGCCAUUGCGGGGGUACAGGCGGGCGCUGCGGCGAGCGACCGUGAGGUGGGCGUGGUUCAGUUCUAUGCACCGAGCGGGCAGCAUCUUAGAUCUCUGCGAGUGCCCGGGCAGAACCUGCGGUCCAUCUCCUGGGAAGGCAGUGGUCUCCGUUUGGCACUCGCCGUAGACUCCCACAUCUUCUUUGCAAACAUCAGGCCAGAUUAUCUCUGGGGCUUCUUCUCGCGCACCCUGGUGUAUGCGGUGCUGCGCAAGGAGCGGAACGAGCAUGUCGUGGUCUUCUGGGACACUCAUAGUGAUGAAAAGUACACCAAGUACAUCAAGCACGUCACGCACAUAAGAUCUUCGGAGGAGUACUGUGUCCUAGUGACCAAGGCGGACGACUCCAGCGGUCAGCACAUUGUCAUUGUAUGCAAUGACAUCGGCAGUCCGGUGGAUUCCAAGUAUAUGCAGCUGGAUCCAGCACACGUGGCGAUGACAAACUCGCAUGUCAUUGCCACGUCCGAGGAUGUGGUGUACAUUUGGAAUUACCGCAGCAGCGUGUCCCGGCAAGCGCAGGGAGAUCUGGCUUCGGCGGCUGGCAUGGGCAUCAAGCAGAGAAGAGCAGAAAUGAUGUUUCACAUCGAUGAAUCUUUUGCCCCUGGCACUGGUACGCAUGACAAGGAGGGCUUCGUGCCACCGUCCUCCACUACGCAGGAUCCCAUCGCCUGCAUUUGCGCCACGGAGCAGUGCCUGCUGAUCGCGCGGGAGAGCGGGGUGGUGCAGCGCUAUGCCCUGCCUCACCUGGCUCUGGAAGCGCGGUUCACCAUCCGCUGCCGGCCACAGGUCAUCGCCGCCAAUUGCGAGAGCACACGCAUGUCGGUUAUCGACAUCAACGGUGUUCUCCUACUUUUCGACAUCGAGGUGAAAACCAGCACCUUCGGGGAUAACAGGAGUCCAUCCGGCGAGGACGGGCCAGGGAAGCAGCUGGACUUUGAGCGAAAGGAUGUGUGGAACAUGAGAUGGGCCAGCGACAACCCAGACCUCUUCGCCAUCAUGGAAAAGACGCGGAUGUACAUAGUUCGAGGCUUGCAGCCAGAGGAACCCGUCCUUUCCAAUGCCUACAUUUGCGCGUUCAAAGAUUUGCAGAUUCAGAGUGUGCUCAUUGACGAGGUGAUCCAAAACCCGGAGAAUCCGCGGAAGGAGGUUCUCCUGGAUUUUGAGACGAAGAGCUUGAGGGACACCAGGGACAUCUUGACCAAGGUCUCCAACCUGAAGGAUGCCUUCAAUUAUGUGGAUGCGAAUCCGCAUCCUAGGCUUUGGAGGCUGCUGGCGGAGGCGGCUUUGGAGCAGCUAGAGUUCUCUGUGGCAGAGAAGGCCUUCGUGCGCUUCGAGGACUAUCAGGGCAUUCAGCUCGUGAAGCGCCUGCGGCUCUUGGACGACCGCGUCAAGCAGAAGGCCGAGGUGGCUGCCUACUUCCAGCGGUUCGAUGAGGCUGAAAGCCUGUAUCGGGAGAUCGACCGCAAGGAUUUGGCCAUCGACCUCCGCGUCCGGCUGGGCGACUGGUUCCGCGUGAUUCAGCUGGCCCAUGGCGCCAACGAGGACCUACUGCACCAAGCCUGGAGCGCCAUUGGUGACUACUACGCGGACCGCUGCAAGUGGCACAACGCUGCCAAUUACUACGCCAAGGCUGGCAACAACGCAGCCCUGGUGGAUACAUACUACUUUUUGGAGGACUAUGAUGCGCUGGAGCGGCUCAUCUCCGGGCUCCCGGAGGGUAGUCCACUUCUGACGGAGGUGGGCAACAAGUUUGCCUCCGUGGGUCUGUGCGAGCAGGCCGUCCAAGCCUUCUUGCGACACGGCGACGUGAAGACGGCGGUCGACACGUGUGUGCUGCUAAACCAGUGGGAGCUGGCAGUCAACCUCGCGCAGCAGCAUAACUUCCAGCAGAUCGAAGGUUUGCUCGCAAAGUAUGCGCAGCACCUCCUCGACAAGAACAAGAAGAUUGAGGCGGUGCAACUCUACCGCAAGGCGAGCCGCCAUACGGAGGCUGCCAAGUUGCUCAACCAGAUGGCAAAGGAGAUGCCAGGUGGGGCUCAGCGCCAUCCCGAUCGCAUCAAGAAGCUGUACUUGCUGGCGGCCCUGGAAGUAGAGAAGUUUAAGAACAAGACGUUGGAUGCCCAGAUGACAGGCGCCACCCAGGGCACAAUGACGACAGCGCAGACGCUGCAGUCCCUUGUCACGCAGGACCAAAUGGCAUCCAGUGACCGAGCGCUGGAGAGCCCGUGGAGAGGGUGCGAGGCCUUUCACAUCUACCUUUUGUCCCAACGGCAGCUGUAUGAGGGCCAGUUCGAACAGGCCAUGAAGACGUCCCUGCGGCUUUCAGAGUACGAGGAUAUCUUGGACACGCAGACCAUCUAUUCGUUAAUCGCGCUCACCACCUACUACAACAAGUUCUUCAUGCAGUGCUCCAAGGCGUUCAUCAAGCUUGAGGCCUCGGCAGAUGUCUCGGACGAGAUGCGGACGAAGUUCGCGGAUCUGGCGCUGAGCAUCUUCACGCGGAACGUGCCGCGGGAUCCCUCCAGCCAGAUGUUGCCCUGCCCCAAGUGCCACCAGCGGAUACACGACUGGUGCAUCAGUUGCACCAGCUGCAACCACCGCCUCGCCUUUUGUGUGGCAUCGGGCCGCUCCAUUUUCCCGGAGGACCGGGGAGGUGUCCCGUUGCCACCCGGGGCUUCAGGUGGCGAGACCAUCAAGUGCCGCUGCUGCCGACAUCGAAUGUAUGGGACGGAGGUGCGGAAGCUGCGGAACUGCCCGCUCUGCCACUCGCGGCUGGAUAUUUCGGCCAUGCAUUGAGCCAGCUCAAAACCUGAGCGACGCCAUUGCCGACAUUCUCACCGCCCGCACCGCGCAAAGUGGCGCAGUGUACCGGUUGGCCGGUGGCCACUUAGCCGGUUGUUCAGAUGCCAAAACAGCACAAGGAACGG